Molecule: messenger RNA, 2882 nt
Organism: Pogoniulus pusillus (Red-fronted tinkerbird)
Lineage: Eukaryota; Metazoa; Chordata; Aves; Piciformes; Lybiidae
Gene: CPT2
Product: carnitine palmitoyltransferase 2
Exons: 5
Coding region: 293-2248 (651 amino acids)
Biological process (GO): fatty acid beta-oxidation
Cellular component (GO): mitochondrion
Molecular function (GO): carnitine O-palmitoyltransferase activity
Source: RefSeq, a predicted model, not a curated record
CGGAGCACUCGGGGAAGCCUCCGGGUUCGCGGCGCCUGAAGGCCACUUGGCUGCCCCGGCUCGCCGUUUCCACAGGCAGAUGUCGGGCACCAAGCCCCAGCUCUCCGACGCGCCGAUGCGAACGCCCCGCCCCGCCGCAGGGGUUGCGAGCUCAUCCCGAAGGGGGCUGGGCGAUCGGCAGCGCCGGGCGGAGCACAGUCCUCAGCGGCGCUGCCGGGCGUCGCGGCGGCCGCUCCCUCCGCCCCGGAGCGGCGGCAGGCGGGCGGUGCUCGGCGGCCUGUGACGCGCGGGCAUGAUGGCGGCGCGGCUGCUGCUGCCGCGGCGAGCGGCGGUGGGCUGGCGGCGGGGAUACAGCAGCGCGGCUGCCGAGUUCCUGCACCGCAGUGUCGUGCCCACCAUGCACUACCAGAAGAGCCUGCCCAGGUUGCCAGUUCCCAAACUAGAAGAUACAAUUAGGAGAUACCUGAGUGCUCAGAAACCGCUUUUAAGUGAUGACCAGUUCAGGAAAACUGAAGAACUUGCUCAUCACUUCGAAAAGGGGAUUGGAAGGGAGCUGCACGAGCAACUGGUUGCUCAGGACAAUCAGAACAAGCAUACUAGUUAUAUCACAGGUCCCUGGUUUGACAUGUACCUAAAAGCACGGGAACCCGUUGUUUUGAAUUUUAAUGCGUUUAUGUCUUUUAAUCCUGAUCCAAAAGCUGAAUACAAUGAUCAGCUCAUACGAGCGACCAACAUGACUGUUUCUGCUAUACGCUUCAUGAAGACCUUCAGAGCUGGUUAUCUUGAACCAGAGGUCUUUCACCUCAACCCAGAAAAAAGUGACACUCAGCUCUUUAAAAACAUUAUCCGAUUUGUGCCUUCUUCAGUUUCUUGGUUUGGUGCCUACAUGGUCAAUGCUUACCCCCUGGAUAUGUCUCAGUACUUCAGACUUUUCAAUUCUACUCGUCUGCCCAAGCUCAACAGAGAUGAGCUUUACACAGAUGAAAAAGCAAAGCAUUUACUAGUACUGAGAAAUGGGAAUUUUUAUGUAUUUGAUGUCAUUGAUAGAGAUGGAAAUAUGCUGAAGCCUUCAGAAAUACAAGCACACUUGAAAUACAUUCUCAGUGACAACAGUCCAGCUCCAGCCUUCCCUCUUGGCUACCUUUCCAGUGAAAACCGAGAUACGUGGGCAUUGCUGAGAAAGCAGCUACUGGAGAAUGGCAAUGAGGAAGCUCUUCAAAAAGUAGACUCUGCUGUGUUUUGUUUAAGCUUAGAUGAUUUUCCUGUUAAGGACUUUGUGCACUUGUCCCACACUAUGUUGCAUGGAGAUGGUGCUAACCGCUGGUACGAUAAAUCCUUUAACCUCAUCAUAACAAAGGAUGGCACUGCAGGAGUUAAUUUUGAACAUUCCUGGGGAGAUGGUGUGGCUGUGCUCAGGUUCCAGAAUGAGGUUUUUAAAGACAGCACCAAGACACCAGCCAUCAGCCCCCAGUCCCAGCCUGCUUCAGUAGACUCCUCUAGAGCAGUACAGAAACUUGACUUUAAGCUGAAUGAUACCUUAAAAGCAGGAAUUACGAAAGCCAAACAGAGGUUUGAUGCCACUGCAGAGUCCCUGUCUCUCAAUCUGAUUCAGUUCCAUGAAGGAGGCAAGGACCUUCUGAAGCAGAAGAAGCUGAGCCCAGAUGCUGUAGCCCAGCUUGCCUUCCAGAUGGCUUUCCUUCGACAGUACAAUCAGACUGUUGCUACCUACGAGUCCUGCAGCACUGCAGCUUUCAAACACGGUCGUACGGAAACCAUACGCCCUGCCUCUGUGCAUACAAAGAAGUGCUCAGAAGCCUUUGUUAGGGGACUGUCCAAACACAGCACGGAAGAGCUUCAGAAGUUGAUAGAGGAGUGCUCCAAAUACCACGGGCGUUUGACAAAAGAAGCUGCUAUGGGUCAGGGAUUUGACCGGCAUCUCUUUGGCUUGCGCCACAUGGCCUCAUCCAAAGGUAUUGCACUGCCUGAGUUCUAUCAAGACCAAGCCUACGCUCAGCUUAACCACAACAUCAUCUCCACAAGCACACUGGUUAGCCCAGCUGUGCAGCUGGGAGGCUUUGGCCCAGUAGUGGCUGAUGGCUUUGGAGUAGGGUAUCAGGUACAUGACAAUUGGAUAGGUUGUAAUGUUUCCUCUUACCCAACUAGGAAUGGUAAAGAAUUUCUUCAGUGUAUAUACAAGUCCCUAGAAGACAUCUUUAAUGUUUUAAAGGGCAAGAAGAUUGGUAGUUAAGAUAUAAAACCACUGGGAGACUUUUUAAUUGCAGUAAAAAAAGCAGCCUGUCUCUAUCUGGCACGCUAAUCAGUGUUCAGUGUGACUGGGACUGCCCAGCUUAAUUGGCUUCAUUUAUCUUCACUGAACUUCAGUACUGGUAGAUCCACUUGGAAAUUUGUAUCUGUUUUAAAGUACAGACCUUGGAUGCCUUUUUGAGGAAAUACAUCAGGUAAUACAUCAAGAAAUACAAGCAUUUGCAAUGUCAAAAUUAAGUAACAGAUAUUUCUGUUCUAACCACCUCCACGUGUUCUUAAAAGCCAUUAUUUAAAGCAUUGUUGCUGAGUUUAUGAACUCAGAACGUGUUCUGAGAGUGUUCAGGCUGACUGCAGUCCUGUGAUAUCACUCUUCAGCUGAUUUUACCCCCCCCCCCCAAGUAAUUUUUAAUAGGAAUGGUUACAUUUGCACUCUUGCCACACUUAGUUUUCUCUUGAAACUUGAAUCGAUCUCAGAACAGACUGUGCCUUGCCACUCUUAACAGCUUUUUGAGAAAAACAAAACAAAACUCCUGAGAGGCUUGAAGUAACCUGCAAUUACUGUGUUGUAAAUUGACUGGAAAAGACUGUACUGUAAUAAAGCUGUCUGUUGAGAACCA